Molecule: messenger RNA, 2357 nt
Organism: Sinocyclocheilus anshuiensis
Lineage: Eukaryota; Metazoa; Chordata; Actinopteri; Cypriniformes; Cyprinidae
Product: 1-phosphatidylinositol 4,5-bisphosphate phosphodiesterase delta-4-like
Exons: 18
Coding region: 201-2357 (718 amino acids)
Biological process (GO): intracellular signal transduction; lipid metabolic process
Cellular component (GO): plasma membrane
Molecular function (GO): phosphatidylinositol-4,5-bisphosphate phospholipase C activity; calcium ion binding
Source: RefSeq, a predicted model, not a curated record
GUUGCUGUGGAUCUGUGGGUGUGUGGUUGUGCGUCAGAGGGAGGUGUGUUGUGGUACAUUAAGCUGUGGGGAGAUGUGGACAGUCAGUCUGGCUCUUUUGAAGUUGGGGCCACAUUACACCGGCUUCUCCUGAGUUAUGCUCUUCUUCAAAGCUCAAAUACAGAUCCAACUAUGAGCCCACACAGGGAGACACCUAAAAAAUGACAGAACGACAGAUGGCUUCUACUGAAAGGAGCCUACGUAUCCAGGCUGACGACGACCUGAAGUCUAUGUUUGUUGGCACAGUGAUGAGAAAAAUCAAGUCUCGCACGUGGAAAAAGCAGCGUUAUUUCCGGCUACAAGAAGAUUGCAUGACUAUCUGGUACAAGAGCAAGAAAGCAGGAAAUGCACACUCCACCUUUUCUGUGGGCGAUGUGGAGGCUGUGCGGGAAGGGCACCAAUCUGAGGUCCUGCUCAGCAUUGCUGACGAGUUCCCGCCUGACCGCUGCUUCACCCUUGUGUUCCGUGGUCGACGAGGCAACUUGGACCUAGUGGCCGAAUCAGCAGGGGAAGCGCAAUCAUGGAUUAAAGGGAUACGUAAACUCAUCGAUAACCUGGAGAACAUGGGGCAGAGAGAGAAACUAGACCAAUGGAUCUGUGAUUGGUUUAAAAGGGCAGACAAAAACAGAGAUGGGCAGAUGAACUUUAAGGAGGUCCGCAAUCUGUUAAAGAUGAUGAAUGUGGACAUGAAUGAGCAUCAUGCUCUUCGUCUCUUUACGAUGGCAGACAAGUCUCAAUCAGGAACUCUUGAAGAUGAUGAGUUUGUGCUGUUCUAUAAGAUGUUGACUCAGCGUGAGGACGUCCUGCGAGUGUUUCAGGAAUAUUCGGGUGAUGGGCAGAAGCUAACGCUCCAAGAUCUGAAAGAUUUCCUACGGGAGGAGCAGCUACACGAGGACGGAGUUCAGCAGUAUGCGCUAAAGCUCAUUGAACGCUAUGAACCUUCAGACACGGCAAAAAUGUUGCAAGCAAUGACGUUUGAUGGUUUCCUGAUGUACCUGAACUCGUCAGAGGGCUCCAUUUCCAACCCUACCAUGGUGGAUCUCUACCGGGACAUGACUCAGCCUCUCUGUAAUUACUUCAUAUCGUCUUCUCAUAACACGUACCUUCUGGAGGACCAAAUCAGAGGACACAGCAGUGUGGAAGGCUAUAUACGAGCACUGAAACGUGGCUGUCGAUGUGUAGAAGUGGACUGCUGGGAUGGACCAAAUGGAGAACCAAUCGUCUACCAUGGACACACGUUUACCUCCAAGAUCUUCUUCAAGGAUGUUGUCACUGUGCUGGGCAACUAUGCAUUUAAAGCAUCGCAGUACCCUGUCAUCCUGUCCAUUGAGAACCACUGCAGUAUAGAGCAGCAGAAAGUCAUGGCCCAACACCUCACCCAGAUCCUGGGAGACAAGCUGCUGAAAAGCCCUUUAGAUGGAAAGAUUCCCAUCGGCCUCCCGUCUCCUGAGGACCUGAAAGGGAAGAUUCUGUUGAAAGGAAAGAAGAUAGGUGGAUUAGAGAAUAGCAUGAAUGGGGUGGUGGAUGACCCUUUGAUGGGAGAGGUGAGCGACGAAGAGGAGACUGCUGAAAUUGACGAUGACCAUCAUCGCAAUGACAGCAUACGGCGUAGAGUCAAGUGGUGUACCCAAGUCAGUAAAGAGUUUGAAACCCAGCAAAGGUGUUCAUCAGAGCUCUGCGGUGCUGUGUCCUCAAAAAUCCAAGCAGCGUUCAACCCACAGGACAUGUGGAACGCAGGGUGCCAAAUUGUUGCUCUGAACUUUCAGACCGCAGGGGUUGAGAUGGAUCUGAAUGAUGGCUUAUUCAGUCAGAACGGACAUUGUGGCUACGUACUGAAACCAACAUUCAUGUGCAACACUGAUGAGCGGUUUGACCCAGAAAACCCUCAAAACCGAGACGGUUACAAGCCGCUUAGCCUGUCUGUACAGGUAAUCAGCGGCCAACAGCUUCCCAAGGUAAACAUCAAGGAAGGCUCAAUCAUUGAUCCCCUCGUUCGGGUGGAAAUUCACGGCAUACCACUGGACCAGGCCAAGCAGGAAACCAGAUACAUUGACAACAAUGGUUUUAACCCAGUAUGGUACGAUACGCUUCAGUUCACAAUUCAUGUCCCUGAAUUGGCACUGGUACGGUUUGUCGUGGAGGACUAUGAUAAAACAUCAAAGAACGACUUUGUGGGACAGUUCACUCUCCCUUUCACCUGUAUUCAACCAGGAUAUCGUCACAUUCAUCUCCUGUCUAAGGACGGCAAUUUGAAAAAUAAUCAAAAUCCUGAUCCAUACUUUAUUCCAGUCGGUGGCGUUAAUGGACCAGUCAGUUAG